Molecule: messenger RNA, 1173 nt
Organism: Fonsecaea nubica
Lineage: Eukaryota; Fungi; Ascomycota; Eurotiomycetes; Chaetothyriales; Herpotrichiellaceae
Exons: 1
Coding region: 1-1173 (390 amino acids)
Molecular function (GO): FAD binding
Source: RefSeq, a predicted model, not a curated record
AUGACCCAGAAACCUGUCCUUAUUUCUGGCGCUGGCCUGGCCUCUCUCCUCCUCGCACGCUCUCUUCUUCGCUCAAACAUCCCCUUUCAGGUUUUUGAGCGGGAUGCCUCGCUCACCUUCCGCGGCCAGGGCUACCGCCUGCGCCUCUCGCUCGAGGGUCUCGACGCGAUUGAGACCGUCCUGGACCCACCCGCGUUCCAGCGCUUCUAUGACCGUUGUGGCAAGACGGGCGGGAGCGGGUUUCUGGGGUUCGAUGCUGUCACGGGCGAGGUGGUGGAGGAGCACAAAAUGGGCGAGAAUCUGGGGUCGCGAGAGGGCAAGGUUGUGGGCAUCGCCCGCGGAGAUAUGAGGAGUUUGUUCAUGGAAGGUUGCGAGGAGUUUGUGCACUUCAACAAGCACGUCAAGGGUUACGAGUUGACAGCCGACGGGGUUCGAGCCAUCUUCGCCGAUGGUACCAAAUCCGUCGAAGGUUCCCUCCUGGUCGGGGGCGAAGGCAUCAACUCGACCGUUGCAAAGCAGCUGUCUGGAGGGCGUCUCAAAGUCUACGACCUCGGCGCCCGAGGUAUUCACGGGCAAGCGCCAACCACGGCCUUCAAGGGCCUCGGCGAAGGCGUCUUCCGACUCGUCGACAACUCGAAUCCGCGCGGGCGGGUGUCCAUCAUCACCAAUGUGCGCCCCAACGACAUGGACAACCCAGAUGUCCAGUUCGGGUGGACCAUGAGCAGCGUGCCCGGAGUCAUCAAGGCACCCAACGACGAUUACACCAUCGUCGGCAAGGUAGCAGCUGAAAUGGCCAAGUCGCUCACCCAAAACUGGAACCCCCGUUUCAAACCUCUCUUUGACCAGAUAAACGAAUCCGAAGCCGCGUUUUGGAAAAUCACCUGCUCGACACCGAGCGGCGUGCCGGAGUGGCCCAACGAACCCCGCGUCACCCUCAUUGGCGACGCGGUUCACGCGAUGACCCCAGCAGGAGGGAUAGGCGCCAACACCGCCGUGCGGGACUCGGCAUUGCUGGGACGACUGCUGCGCGAGGCCGGCGGGUUCAAGGAAGGUGUCACGGCGGCCUACGAGAAGGAGAUGCGGAUCUAUGCCAGCGAAGCUGUCCGGUCAAGCUAUGGCAUGGCAACCAAGGCGUUCCAGGUCCAGAUCGACGAGUCGUCACAGACCAUCUAA